Molecule: messenger RNA, 1269 nt
Organism: Meleagris gallopavo (turkey)
Lineage: Eukaryota; Metazoa; Chordata; Aves; Galliformes; Phasianidae
Source: RefSeq, a predicted model, not a curated record
AUGGGUCCAUGCAGGGACCUCCAGGGCUCCCCACCCUCUCUGGGGAGGUCCUGGCGGCUCCCACGCUCCUGCUCCAUCUGUCGGGUGCUCCGCACUGAGAGCCAGGCUGACGAGCACCCAUCUUCCUCGGCCACACAUCCACUGCCUGCACGGAGCAGCCCAGCACAGGAGCUCACUGGGUUUUGGGGACAGCGUGGGACAGAUGCCCCAUGUGCUUCCCCGCAGGGUAACUCCGGCCUCGGCUUCAGCAUAGCAGGAGGGAUCGACAACCCCCACAUUCCAGAUGAUCCCGGCAUCUUCAUCACCAAAAUCAUCCCCGGGGGAGCAGCGGCCAUGGAUGGACGUUUGGGGGUAAAUGACUGCGUGCUGCGGGUCAACGACGUGGACGUCUCUGAGGUGGUGCACAGCAAAGCAGUGGAGGCCCUGAAGGAAGCAGGCCCCGUGGUGCGGCUCGUUGUGCGGCGCCGGCAGCCCCCACCGGAGACCAUCAUGGAGGUCAACCUGAUGAAGGGACCCAAAGGGCUGGGCUUCAGCAUCGCAGGGGGCAUUGGGAACCAACACAUCCCCGGGGACAACAGCAUCUACAUCACCAAGAUCAUCGAGGGAGGCGCUGCCCAGAAGGACGGACGCCUGCAGAUUGGGGACCGGCUGCUGGCGGUGAAUAACACCAACCUGCAGGAUGUACGGCACGAGGAGGCGGUGGCUGCGCUGAAGAACACUUCUGAUAUGGUGUACCUGAAAGUGGCCAAGCCUGGCAGCCUGCACCUCAACGACAUGUACGCGCCCCCCGACUACACCAGCACCUUCUCAACCUUGGCUGACAACCACAUAAGCCAUAACUCCAGUCUGGGCUACCUGGGUGGUGUAGAGAGCAAGCCUGCGUACCCUGCCCCCCCACAAGUGACCCCCUCCAGAUAUUCGCCCAUCCCUCGGCACAUGAUCGGGGAUGAAGACUUCACCAGAGAGCCCCGGAAAAUCAUCCUGCACAAAGGCUCCACCGGCCUGGGCUUCAACAUCGUCGGGGGAGAGGACGGAGAGGGCAUCUUCGUGUCUUUCAUCCUAGCCGGAGGCCCCGCCGACCUCAGCGGGGAGUUGCGGAGGGGAGAUCGCAUCCUGUCGGUGAACGGUGUGAACCUCCGUAACGCCACCCACGAGCAGGCGGCGGCGGCGCUGAAGCGGGCGGGGCAGACGGUGACCAUCAUCGCGCAGUACCGGCCCGAAGGUACCGAGGGGGGGAGCCUAAUAUGCAAAUGACCGAGUGUGGGGCGU